Suillus subaureus is the source of this 746-nucleotide messenger RNA. RefSeq lists its product as uncharacterized. The record is from RefSeq and is a predicted model, not a curated record. The coding region runs from base 15 to 458 and encodes 147 amino acids. The transcript is spliced from 3 exons. NCBI's taxonomy places the organism in Eukaryota, Fungi, Basidiomycota, Agaricomycetes, Boletales, Suillaceae. Gene Ontology annotation, cellular component: membrane. Gene Ontology annotation, molecular function: GTP binding.
AUCCGAACUCCCGGAUGGUUUGGUACGACGUUCCCGGAUCAGGCACUCCAAAGGUGUCUGACUGGCAGUACUUCAAUGAUAUGGGCCUCUACAUCUUCGACUGCAUUAUCGUGCUCACAGACAAUCGUAUCUUGGAAUCUGACCUCGCUAUCCUCCGCGCCUGCGAGCGGUUCAGGAAUAUCGAGGCGUUCAUUGUUCGCUCCAAGUCAGACCAGUACAUCAACAACAUGGUGUGCGAGAAGAUGCCGCAAGGUUUCGACCUUCGUGGCCCCGACAUGGAUGCCAAAACACGUUCUCUUGAGAGGGCCAACCUCCCUCGGAAGAAGGCCUACAUCGUUUGCGUGGACGCCAUUCUUGCGGCGGUGAGCAACUCUCGCUCUCCGAAGGCAAUUGACGAGGCAGACCUUCUGAAUGAUGUUGAAGAAUUUGUGUGGAAGCGUCUGCAGUCGGGAUGUUAAAAGUAAUUUUGCUCGAUUGUCGAUCGGUUCGUUUAGUGCAGUUCCUACCCUAUAGAUAUGCCUGUCCCCAUUCUUCAACCUCAAAUCUGUCGUAGUUUAAACUUUCAUAUCAUUAUUCGCUGUGAUUUAUGAUGGCGUUGGCGGGCGGGUAGCAAACAUGGAGAAAGCAGCUAUGUACAGAUAGCAAAGCGGUCGCGGGGAUUGGGAGAGAUGGAGAUCCUGAUGAUAGGUAAGUAGGCGGGAUCGAUGGGCGGUAGUAACAUCAUGCAGUAGGCUUGACAGACUCCG